AUUCAGCUGAACACAAACUUCUUUCACUCAUGAGACACGAACUCUGUCACAACGUUUCAUUACGCGACAGUCGCGCUGACGCGCUGCACUUCCACGAGUGUUUGAGUUUGUGUGGAGUGAGAUCUCGUGUUGUGUGAUCUUACCUCAGUGCUUGAAGUGUGUGUGUGUGUGUGAGUUUCAGUCAUGGCAGUAGACGGAAUAGACCAGCGCGCGCUCCAAUAUGAGCAAACUUUGAUGUAUGGGCGGUACACUCAGGAACUGGGUGUUUAUGCAAAAGAAGAGGCGGCCCGACUGCGAGAGGAUGGCCGUCACCGCCGUUCCAUCUCCGAACGCAGCCCGUCACUCAAAGUGCUGGAAUAUGAGAAGGGACGAUGCGUCAAGUGUCGAAGGUAUUCGUACGCCCUGGAAUCCACACCUCGGGCCUUUUUUUCUGUCUGUACAGUUCACUGUCAGAGGUUCCUCAUGUCUCGGGUGGGUGAGGACUGGAUCUUUCUCAUUCUGCUGGGUCUGGUCAUGGCGCUGGUCAGCUUUGUUAUGGACUUCUGCAUCGCUCUUCUCUUACAAGCACAGAAGUGGAUGUACGGUGGUUUGGACAGUAAUGUGAUCUUACAGUAUCUGGCGUGGGUCACUUAUCCUGUGGUUCUCAUCAGUUUUUCUGCUGGAUUCACACACAUCGUGGCUCCUCAGGCCGCCGGGUCCGGCAUUCCUGAGAUGAAGACGAUCCUCAGAGGAGUGGUGCUAAAAGAAUAUCUCACUUUAAAAACAUUUGUAGCCAAAGUGGUCGGUCUGACAUGUGCGCUGGGCAGUGGAUUACCUCUGGGCAAAGAGGGGCCGUUCGUUCACAUCGCCAGCUUGUGUGCCGCUCUGCUCUGUAAAUUCAUGUCAUUAUUUGGUGGAAUUUAUGAGAAUGAGUCCAGGAACACAGAGAUGCUCGCUGCUGCUUGUGCGGUCGGGGUCGGCUGCUGCUUCGCUGCUCCUAUUGGAGGUGUGUUAUUCAGCAUUGAGGUCACAUCCACAUUUUUUGCCGUCAGAAACUACUGGCGAGGAUUCUUCGCUGCUACAUUUAGUGCCUUUAUCUUCAGAGUUCUAGCGGUGUGGAACAGAGACGAAGAGACGAUAACCGCUCUCUUUAAAACCCGCUUCAGACUGGAUUUCCCCUUUGACCUGCAGGAGCUUCCGGCCUUCGCAGUGAUCGGGAUUGCCAGUGGAUUUGGUGGAGCUCUGUUUGUGUACCUGAACAGACUGAUUGUUCAAUUUAUGAGAAAACAGAAAACCAUCAACAAGUUCCUGAUGAAGAAGCGUCUGUUGUACCCGGCGCUGGUCACUCUGCUGGUCACAACACUCACCUUUCCUCCAGGAUUUGGACAGUUCAUGGCAGGACAGCUCACACAAAAGGACACACUGGUGUCAUUCUUUGACAAUCACACAUGGGCAAAGCAAGGAAUCACAGAGGACUUCAUAUACAACAGCCACUCGGCCGCCUGGAAACAUCCGCAGGCAAAUAUCUUCAUCGUCCUCGUCAUCUUCAUCGUCAUGAAGUUUUGGAUGUCAGCUUUAGCCACGACUCUUCCAGUCCCCUGUGGAGCUUUCAUGCCUGUGUUUGUCAUUGGUGCUGCGUUCGGGCGUUUGGUGGGUGAGAGUAUGGCCGCAUGGUUUCCAGAGGGCAUUAAUUCAGAUGGAACCAUCUACCCCAUAGUGCCCGGUGGAUACGCUGUUGUGGGAGCGGCUGCGUUAUCGGGUGCUGUCACACACACGGUGUCGACGGCCGUGAUUGUGUUUGAGUUGACGGGUCAGAUCAGUCACAUUCUGCCCAUCAUGAUCGCUGUGAUUCUGGCCAACGCCGUCGCUCAGAGCCUCCAGCCGUCCAUCUAUGACUCCAUCAUCCGCAUUAAGAAACUGCCGUACCUGCCCGAGCUCGGCUGGGGUCACCACGAGAAAUAUAAUAUCCGUGUGGAGGACAUCAUGGUGAGAGACGUCCAUUACAUCACUCUAAACUCCACCUACAGAGACCUGCACGAGAUUCUUCUGAUGGGAAACCUGAAAACAUUAGCACUGGUGGAGUCUGCAGAGUCGAUGAUCUUGUUGGGUUCUAUUGAGCGUGCUCAGUUACAGGCGCUCCUGACACAGCAUCUGGGUAGCCAGCGGCGUCUGGAGUACAUACAUGAGCGUGCAGAGGAUGAGAGGAAGCGCAUGUCAGUGAUCAGCACCCCCAGCAGUGAGGAGGGAGGUCACAAGGUCAACCACGAGGUUCGAUUUCAGAUCUCCACAGAUGAAUCCUCAUUCCCUCCCUCUCGACCUGUUUCUCCUAAACCUCUCAAACCAGCGCUGAAGAGAUCGUCUGUCGCUGAGAAGAACACAGACAUUCCCACAAGUCCUCAUGAAUCUGGCAUCGGUCUGAAGAAUCUUCUUUGUGUUCAUCCUCAGACAGAAACACUGGAGGACGACCCGGACAUAGAAGACGAUAUGACACUUCGAGAGAUUGAGGAGUGGGAGGAGCAACAGCUUGACGAGCAGGUGAACUUCAACAACUGCAAGAUUGACCCCGCCCCUUUCCAGCUGGUGGAGCGCACCUCACUGCACAAGACGCACACCAUCUUCUCUCUGCUGGGUCUGGAUCACGCUUACGUCACCAGUAUCGGGCGUCUCAUCGGGGUGGUUUCACUGAGAGAGUUGCGUAAAGCCAUCGAGGGCUCCAUGACGGUGAAGGGGGUGAAGGUUCGUCCGCCGCUGGCCAGUUUCCGGGACAGUGGGACCAGUGGAACCAGCAGCGAAAGUGAAGCCACGGAGCUUCACAAACUGUGGGAGCGUCACACAAACCUCACGCUGCCCAGAGAACAUCCGCCCAACUCCUCGGACUCAGACGACAAGUCCCACUGACGUCACAGAACCAUGAGACGCACAAAACAGUCCACAGUUCUCUAGACGGACUCCCGAACGUCCACCGGCUGGAUUAUUUGGGUCUCGUUGAAAUCUUCCUGACAAACACUAAUUCCAUUUCCUGUUAUGGGAAAGAAUCAGGGACUCUUGUUCUUGUCAGAUUGUGUGUGUGGUGUUGUUUCUUUACAUUCCCUUUGUGUUUUAAUCUUGAUCACUGGACACUUUCUCUCCCCGUCUCUUGAUGGGUUCUUUUUUAAGCAAGAGGUGGGCAUUGAGUUUCUCUCCAUAUAAAGACACUGAUGCUGGUGUAGGCGACUGCUGUGGGCGCAGAGAGAGCGAGAGAGAGAGAUAAUGGAUGUGUGUGGGAUGUAUAAUCUCUACAUCCUCACUUCAGUAGAAAAGAGAUUUAUUUUCUCCCGUGACAUUUGUUCAAGCAGAGACUUUGGUCGCCAUUUUACUCACAAACCACUGAUGUGUUUUCUCCUCCUGAUCUUGUGAAAGGAGUGAAAUCACAGAACCAUGUGCACUUUUUUGCUUCCUUUCUAGACUUUAGUUGUUGCCUGCACACUAACUUUUAAGAAAUAGUAACACUUUACAGUAAGAUUAUCAUGAAUAACAAACAGUGCUUUUAUUUCAUUUAUUCAUCUGGAUUCAAUUAUGAGAUUAUUUAUGAUAAUAUUCCAAAUAUUUUAUAUUGUUAGCUCGUGGUAAGCUUCGCGUUAACUUGAAUUGAAUCACAGCUCCGUCCACAUCGAUAAUAUUAACAAUAAUCAUUUACACUUUACAAUCAGGUGCUAUUUGUUCACAAUUAAUUAAUGCUUUAGCGAACAUGAGCAAUACCUCUACAGCGUUCAUGUUAAAGGGACACUACACCAGAAACAUUUAAGUUCUCUCUUCAAUUACUCGCCUUCGAGUUGAUCCUAAUCUGUAUAAAUGUCUUUGUUUGGUUGAACACAGAGAAAGAUAUUUGGUAGAAUGCUUAUAACUUAUAUGACCCACAUUGACUCACAUUGUAGGAAAAAAACAAUGAUAGUCAAUGAUCCCCCAGAACUGUUUGCUGUCGAACAUUCUUUAAAAUAUCUUUCUCUGUGUUCAUCACAACAAAGACAUUUAUACAGAUUUGAAACAACUUGAAGGUUGAGUAAAUGAUGACAGAACUCUUUAUUAUUAAGAUCAAAACAUUGUCACUGUGAACAUGAGUAAAUUUUCAGUAUUGACAUGAACUAACACUAACAAGGAUUAAUAAAUGCUGGAAAACCAAAUUGUUCAUUGUUAGCUAAUGUCCGCUUAUGCAUUUUCUCAUGUUAACUAAUAGCACCUUAUUGUAAAGUGAGUUUUUUAUUGGUGCUGUGUUUAUGUGAAUGUUUAUUUGUAAUAACCACUUUGAUAUAUAUGUGUAUUGGGAAAUCAAAAGGUUUCUCUUUAAACAGAUGAUGUGUUUGUUGGUUUUGUUUGAGAACUUGAUCUUGUAUUCUCAAUACACAUACGUGAAGAAAUGACCAUUUACUGAUUCACUCCUGCGUUUGAUGAUGUCACAGUCAUCAUGUCUCUCUCUCUCGCUUUCUCUCUUGUAGCAUUUAUGGACAUUUUUCUGUGUAAUGGAGAAGAUCGUAUACAAGUUCUGUCAGCUCGUGUCCUUUUCAGACUUGAGCUGAAAUAUAUAUAUUUUUUUGUAUUAAUAUAUUAAUGUUAAUAAAAUAUUAUUUUGGGGGGUGAAAUACGGACGUGUUCCUGACAGGUUACGUGAGAUUCACUCACAAACUCUGAAACACGCAACAAACGGCCGAUUGGAACAAAAGAGGAGCUCUGAGAACACUUUAUUUCCUCCUGUAAAUGUUUGUUGUGUGUUUUUGUGAACGUUUCGCGGGUCAUUUUAAUAUGAACUGAUUUUGAUUUUUAACUGACGUUUUGUCUCGUGGCCAAUAAGCGUUCAUAUGUUAAUACGUCGUAGGAGGAGCUUAUUUUUGCAACAAUUCAUGUAGAACUUUGAUUUAGAUGUACAGAUUUAAUAUAUUUAAAAGAUUCACUUAAUGAAAUUUUGUUUCUUUUGCCAUUAAACGAGAGAUGUUUGACUCGAGGUUCAGACAAAAUCUCAAUAUUUAACAGUAUUUUUGCAUUAGAUUUUGUUCUAACGGGAUCUCCUCGACAAACAUUGAUUGAACGUUGAGAUCCAGAAAUGAUGUUGUGUCUUUGACCUCAGAAAAUGAUUCCCAUAUCAUCUCAGAAAUGAAUUUCUUUAGUGGUUAUUUCAACAUGUGUUUUUCCUCCUGAACAGACCAAAUGAGUGAAAUCAUCAUUGUUUCUGUUUGUGUAUUUUCAUUUAUUAUUUGUGGUCCGUAGCAUUUCAUGUGUAAGAUUGUGUUGUGAGGAAUUAUAUUUAUUAACAACGAUCAACAAAGUAGAUAAACUGAUUUUAUUUUUCCUUUUUUAUGUUCAGUUAAGAUAAAGCAUCUGUGCAAUAAUUUUUUUUUUGUAAUAAAAUAAAAGCAUCAAUGAAUUUGA
Triplophysa dalaica is the source of this 5379-nucleotide messenger RNA. Its product is annotated as chloride channel protein 2-like. The transcript is spliced from 24 exons. Gene Ontology annotation, molecular function: voltage-gated chloride channel activity. NCBI's taxonomy places the organism in Eukaryota, Metazoa, Chordata, Actinopteri, Cypriniformes, Nemacheilidae. The record is from RefSeq and is a predicted model, not a curated record. Bases 184 to 2877 code for a protein of 897 amino acids. Gene Ontology annotation, cellular component: membrane. Gene Ontology annotation, biological process: transmembrane transport; chloride transport.